Messenger RNA from Lingula anatina, 4629 nucleotides. Its product is annotated as nidogen. Lineage: Eukaryota; Metazoa; Brachiopoda; Lingulata; Lingulida; Lingulidae. Gene Ontology annotation, biological process: cell-matrix adhesion; canonical Wnt signaling pathway. Gene Ontology annotation, cellular component: plasma membrane. Gene Ontology annotation, molecular function: Wnt-protein binding; calcium ion binding; Wnt receptor activity. The record is from RefSeq and is a predicted model, not a curated record.
ACACUUCUUAAGCGGGGGGUUCUUCGGUAUCAUUUCACGAAGAAGGAAACACAGCACAUUGCCUUCAGAACGACGAUGGGUACCGUGCAACUUCUGCUUGUGUUUCUCUGCUCUUUCUCCGCGUCUCUAGGAGUUCCGAGAGAGGAUCUGUACCCGUUUGGUCCCAGCAACGGAGACAAAGUACUAAGGAAAGGAGACGAUGUUAGCUCCAAGGAGAUCCCACUUGAUAUCGAUAUCGGUUUCUUCAACAAAAGACACAGAAGUAUUUUUGUAAAUAGUAACGGUCACCUGUCUUUUGUGACGGAGCUUCCACGCCACAAGAGUGACCUGAUCCUGCCACGGAUAGGCUAUGAAGUGAUAGCAGUGUUCUUGGCAGACAUAGACACAACCACUGAUGAGUCAGGCAAUAUCUACUAUAGAAAAGAAGUAGCUAAUCAGCAAUUACUAAACAGGGCAUCGCGGUCCAUUCAACAACACUUUAAAAAUGUCAACAACUUUAGAGCAAAAAUGCUUUUCAUCGCCACGUGGGACAGAGUUGGUUACUAUGACAGGCAGCAUGAUUUGGUGAACACAUUUCAGGUUGUGCUAGCCACAGAUGGGAGAGAUACUUUUGCUCUCUUCCAUUAUGUUGACAUCAACUGGAUCCAGAGUUGGGGCAAGAACGCUCCCCUGGCCCCAGAUGUGCCUGCCCAGGCCGGGUUUGACGCUGGAGACAAGAGAAGAGGACUGACACUGCCUGGCUCUGCCACCAAGGGCGCCACCAACUUUGCACUCUGGUCCAAUGUUAACAGCCCUGGGGUAUGGAUGUUCCACAUAGGGUUUACUAAUGGUGAUAAUGUCAAGGCUGCAGAUGCCAACUCUGGACAGGAUAAGGGAGACAAGGCAGAUAACACCUGUGCUAGCCAGGCCAGUACCUGUCACAGUGAUGCACAGUGUAUAGACUACAACCCUGGCUUCUGCUGCAAGUGUGUGGCUCCAUUCUUUGGCAAUGGGAAAGAUUGUCUGGAACCAGGUGUCCCACAGAGAGUAAAUGGCAUAGUGACAGGUACAAUCAAUGGUCAGCAGGUCGGUCCAACUGACCUCCACUCGUACAUCGUGACCUCGGAUGGCAGAGCAUACACGGCUGUCAGUCGUAUCCCACCAAGUAUUGGCUACAGUAUGCAGAGCUUGGCUCCAGUAGGCGGCAUACUGGGGUGGCUCUUUGCCAAACCAGAGAGACCAGGAUCAAAGAAUGGGUACAUGGUGGCAGGGGGCCGCAUGAACAGGACAGUCACAGUCCGUUUCCAGAGCACAGGCGAUGUGUUAACAGUCCGCCAACACUUUGAGGGUCACAAUGCUCUGAACUACAUGCAGAUGCAAACCUACAUCAAUGGCACCAUCCCAGAAAUACAGGAAGGCCAAAAAGUCACCAUUGAUGACUAUAAUGAAGAGUUUAGAAGAAUUUCUGCAGGCCAGAUGCGUUCAUACUCGGACCGUGUAUACAGGCUGGAUGGGGUGGCGUACCGCUACAGUGUUGACCAGACUGUAGUGUAUGAAGCCUGCGAGUACGAACCUCAGGAUACAGACUCCAUGAAACUGGGAGUAUCCAGAAACUUUGUUGUCUACGACCCUAAAGAAAUGAUUGUGAGAUAUGCCCUGACCAAUAGAGUGUCACCCAUGGCUUCCAGUGACCCCUGUGUCUCAAGUGGUCAGAUUUGUGACGAGAAUGCUGCAUGUACUCCCGUGGGACAGCAGUACCAGUGCAGGUGUAAGAAUGGUUACCAAGGCAACGGAAUUACCUGUGAAGAUAUAGAUGAGUGUGCCACAGGUAGAGACACCUGUCAUCCUAAUGCUCGCUGUUACAACACUGACGGAGGUCAUGAAUGUCGCUGUGAGGCUGGAUAUGUGGGCGACGGAAGAAACUGUCAAAGAGAUGUGUUGACGUGUGGUGCUUACCGCUGUGAUCCCAAUGCACGCUGUGUGUACGACAGUGAUCUUGGCGCACCCAAGUGUGAGUGCACCUCUGGUUUCUCUGGCACAGGAGUUCAAUGCACCCGCAUUGAGUUCAGCUGUAAUGAGGUUAACAACUGUGACGCAAACGCAGAGUGUGUGCUUGACCAAGACACAAAUUCUUACCAGUGUGAAUGUAACGAUGGAUUUAGUGGUGAUGGGUUGUCGUGUUCUGGCACUGAGCAACCUGAAAUCAACUGUCAGAACUGUCACGUCCAUGCCCAGUGUAUCUUUGACGUGAGUGGAUUGUUCCACCGCUGUCAGUGCCACGAGGGGUACACAGGAGACGGAAAAGAUUGUACUAGGAUACAGUAUGAGAUUGGUUGCAAUGUGGUUAACAAUUGUGACAUUAACGCACAAUGUGUACCUGUCGAGGGCGUGUAUCAGUGUCGCUGUAACCAAGGUUACUAUGGUGAUGGACAGCGCUGUCUACCAAGCAACGAUUGCAGUGUUGUCAACAACUGUGAUGUGAACGCUCAGUGCCUCUACGAAAAUGGCCGCUAUCAGUGUCGCUGCAACUCUGGUUACCGUGGUGAUGGUCAGACAUGUCAACAGGCCAAUGACUGCAGUGUCCUCAGUAACUGUCACCCCAACGCCAGAUGUAUUGAUGUGGGCGGUGGAUCGUACCAGUGUCGCUGUGCUCUGGGUUAUGGAGGGGAUGGCUAUACAUGCACCCCAGAGCAGUGUAAUGUGAUUGAUAUUUGUGACCGCAAUGCACAGUGUGUGCCAGACGCCAUUCUACGCCGUUAUGUCUGUCAGUGUAGGGAGGGAUACACAGGAAAUGGUCGCACUUGCACGCCAUCUGUUAUGCCAUGCAAUCAAGUCAACAACUGUGACCCUAAUGCUGACUGCCUGUAUGAGUCUUCCACUGGAGCAUAUAGAUGUAUAUGUAGGCAGGGCUAUGAGGGAGAUGGGUAUGCUUGUAGACCUGGAGCCAACUGCAGGAACAACCCCAACAUCUGUGACCCCAAUGCAGCCUGCACCCUGGCCGGCAGUGACUAUGUCUGUCUGUGUAAUAGAGGUUACCGUGGUGAUGGCAAGAGGUGUUAUGCUUCCUCAGCAGCAGACAGCUACCUCCUGUACACCCAAGGCAUGUCCAUAAUGCAGGUACCUUUCAACCCCAGCCAGAGAGAGCCUGGCAAGCAGGUGCUGCUCAUACCAGGUCAGACAGCUAUUGGUAUAGAUGUGGACUGUUAUGAGCGCAGUAUUUACUGGACAGAUGUCUCUAACAGGGUGAUCCGCCAGGCCAGAUUGGAUGGGUCUGAUCAGAAAAUUGUCAUCAAAGAUCUUGGCUCCCCAGAGGGCGUUGCUGUGGACUGGGUGUCCAGGAACAUGUAUUGGUCAGACUCAGCUCUGGACAGAAUAGAGGUGGCCAGGCUGGACGGAUCUUACAGGAAGACCCUCUUCAAGACUGGACUGGUCAACCCCAGAGGCAUUGCUGUGGACCCAGCUAGGGGGAACAUGUAUUGGGCUGACUGGAACCGAAGGGAGCCAAAGAUUGAAGUAGCCAACAUGGACGGCACCAACCGUAGAAUAUUUGUCCAGGACAACCUUUUGCUGCCCAAUGGACUGACUAUGGAUUACUCUUCACAGCAGUUAUGCUGGGGAGAUGCUGGUACACAGCGUGUUGAAUGUAUGAGGAUAGAUGGCGUUGGUAGGCGCACCAUCUAUGGUCUGGCUUCAUAUCCGUUUGGUCUGGCCAGCACAGACACCACUAUAUACUGGACGGACUGGGAGACCAAGACAAUCCCAAACAUAGAUAAAAAUGGCGGACGUCCCAACGAGGCUCUGAGUUUGCCUGUUGGUGGCAAUGGCAAGUUGUAUGGAAUUUCAGUUGUCAGGAAUCAGUGUCCAGCAGGAUCAAACGCAUGUGCUCGUAACAAUGGAGGUUGCCGUUUCCUGUGCCUGCCUACCCAGUACGGUGGCCACACAUGCGCAUGCCCAGAUAACGUGGAUGAAAAUGAAUGUAACGAACUCUUACUAAAAUUGUAAAGGUGCUAACGUCAAAGUUUGCCAAAAUAAAAAAUCACAGAUACAGGAGAAAGACAUCCAUCCCUCUUCACAGUUAUGAAGAGAACAAGUCCUCAAGAACAACUGUGAUUCUAAUAUUGUAUCAGUUCUUUAUCUAAGACAUUGUAUAAUGACGGUUUUAACUUGACAGUAAUAUUAUGUGUAUAUUCAUCUUGAAGGACUUUGUUCCUUUUGUACAGAACAUAUAAACCCACCUAUACUAGAACAGCUCCUCUGUAGAAAGGGAAAUUUCGCAGGACUUGAUGCAUUUUAUGCCAGUGGAGAUGUAGUUUUGGCAGGUGCAUGAAAACUAGACAUACUCAUUCAUCAAGACAUUAAGAAAUGAAUGUCCCAGUUAAAGGCGGAGUUGGAAAUACUCCCAUUGUCAUAGGCACCAGAUGUUUUAAACCUCUCAGGUUGACCCAACUUGUAUUAUAUUGAAUUUUUAUAGCGUAUAUAUAUAUAUAUAUAUUAGAAAUUUUAGAUGUUUCCUUUAAAAUCUUUUUUACAUUUUAAAAAAGUAGCAGUAUCAGUUUGGAUAUCAUGUUCAAAUGAAAUUUUGUUGCUCAAACUGUUCUCCUUGCCAUUAAAAUUAUGAACUACAGAGAAAUAAAUGGCCAAGCUUUUCAA